CUUUGUACACCAAAAACUGUUAAAUCAUAAUGACUGUAUUUCCUUUCUUAUAACGUAAUUAAUUUUUUAAUGUAUGACUUUGUGAAAUGAAUAAGCAUUCACUGAACUAAGUUCGUCUGGUUAUCCCUGUAUGUUAAUGUGUAUUGAUGGCUGGCCAAUUUAACAUUGUUUUUCUUUGCCAUUGUGCAUUGCCGACUGCAAUUUGGAUAAUUGUCAUUAUUGACAUUUUCGAGCCGCAGCUAGAGCACUGAAGUUGUAAUUACAUAUAUCGCCCAAUUUCUGAUUCUGUUAGAGACCAGUUUGACUCUAUACCGCUUGUGUUGCGUCAAAAGGUAAACACACCUGAGCGUGUGUACCUGUGUCGUCCAUGUCUGGUUCGGUGCGUAUGUGACACAAGUACACUGUGCUUGUUUACGUGAUCGUCUCUCACACAGCCGAAAAGUCGUCCCAUUUUAUAAAAAAAAGAUCGCGUUUUGGGGUUUGGAAAUUUUGGACUCGUUUCAAAUAUUCUGUGAUAAAUCCUCAAGAUGGAUAACCAAGGUCUCUGGUUCACGAGCAUUGUGAGCUUCAUGGUGGCGUGUUUGUUCACAAAGGAAGUCUCCAGUGAUCCGUGUAGGCCAGUUACAAAUGCCAUCUUGUGGUGUUCAGGAAAGGAAGUUGACCAAGCCUUUAUAAACAAUACACUGAAGGGACUGAUUACAGCCGAUCUUGAGGAAAUCCAUAUCACAAACGGCAGUUUUAACGAGUUGCCGCCCAAUGCUUUUAGUAACUGCUCCCAGCAGUCUUCCUCUAAGCUAACCAAGUUGACAAAGCUGGUAUUGUCUAGCAACAAUAUUACGAAAAUCCAUGGGAAAACAUUCCAUUGCAUGCCAAACUUGGAAAAACUUUUCCUCGAUAACAAUAGUUGGCAGAUUCAUAAAGAUAGCCAUUCCGGAUACUUCAACAACUUGCCCAGUCUAGUGGAGUUAGAUCUCACCGCUGCAUUAUUGCCCAUGGAGAGACUUCAUGUAACCCAUCUGAGAUAUGUAUUUGAGAAUACCAACUUUUCCAAACUUGAAACCUUACGACUGGGUUGCAAUGGUAUACAAUUUUUGGAUGAGGAAUUAGGAAAGUCACUCUGCAACAUGGACAAUUUAAAGCACAUUAAUUUCCAUGGAAACAGUCUCGGGAGACUGCAAUUAACAAACUGCUUCCAAAAAUCCAAAUUUUUGGAAAAAAUAGACUUUUCGGACAACGUCUUUACCUAUGUAGACCAAAGAACCAUGGAUGUUCUUGAUACCAUACACAGUGAAAACCCAGACGUAAAUCUGACCGUGAACCUGCUGAACCAGCAGUGGUCAUGUGACUGUGCCAUCAAACCGUUCAAAGACUGGAUGACCACGACCAAAGUUCACCUCAUGGGAAUGGGCAAAUAUCGAUGUUAUGAUGGAGCUAAUUUCCAUAAACAUAUCAUCAAUCUGUCGGAUAGCGAAAUGUGCGGGGACCACGUGGACAGUUCCGUACAGGCUGGGGUGGUGGUUGUCAUCGUACUGCUGGUCAUAAUAGCCCUGGUCCUGGUGGGGGUGCUUAUAGUCUAUAGAAACCGUCUGACGUCACUUGCACGUGGCGUCAGGAAAUCCCUAGUGCGCAACAGUCACGCACAAUAUUCUUCUGUUGAUAAAUCCCCACUGACUGCAGACGCUUAAUGUCGCGGUAAAAAUUGAUAUAUUUUGUCAGAUUUUUUUUACAGGCAUUAGAAUGUGUGAUAUAACUGCAGACAGUAUAAAAAUAUAGUGUACUAUUCAUAGGCCAAUUUAAUUGAACGCCAAGUGAAGUGAUUAUUAGCUUAAUUAUAAUUAGUUCGUUUUGAAAAGAGAGGCUUGUAACGAAAGAAGGAUGUAUAACGUGAUAAGGUUAUACGGUGUGUUUAUAGUAGUUAAUACAUGACUCAUGGCUAACGAACAUUAAAAAAUUUUUCUUAUACUGUCCCAUGUCAAUGAAACGUGUAACUAUACAGAUUUCUUUAUUGAUAAUUGUAAUCAUGUUUAAAGAUCGCGGAUCCCAGUGGCCUCCUCAACCUUCCAAUGUCUUUACCAGUUGUUGGACCGCUGAGAAGUCUAAAAUCUGAAGCUAGAAUCUAGAAAUAAACAAGAGGGAAAAAGAGAAGAAUAAAAACCCCAUUUUUAGUGUUCAUUGAUUUUUAGGUCUCUCAGGCUCAUUAAAUGUUCACGUCUACUCCUCCCGGCCUUUUGUCACUGUGAUUUUUUUUUUUAUUUUGGGAGGGGAUGACGAAUGAUCUGUCAUCCUAUGGCAUUAACCGACAAAAGUUGUGUGUUGUUUCCAAAGUUAUGUCGAACAUUCUUCCCCUGUUAUUAUUAUAUUUUAUAAAUGAUCAGUCGUGUUCGUAUUUUUCUAUUAUACACCUGUAUAUUUGUUAAUAUUUUGUACUGAUAUUUUUAUAAGUAGGUAUUUAUAUAUUUGAAUACACCCAUUUUGCCACAUUUUGUACUUUUAAUAUGUUACAUAUUUCUGCAUUAAACUCGCUUUGUUUCUACAA
Messenger RNA from Magallana angulata, 2536 nucleotides. RefSeq names its product leucine-rich repeat-containing protein 15-like. Lineage: Eukaryota; Metazoa; Mollusca; Bivalvia; Ostreida; Ostreidae. Gene Ontology annotation, molecular function: protein binding. The record is from RefSeq and is a predicted model, not a curated record. The transcript has a single exon. The coding region runs from base 528 to 1685 and encodes 385 amino acids. Gene Ontology annotation, cellular component: extracellular matrix.